AAACCACUCCUAUAAGGAAAGACCUCUCUACAGGAAAGAAAACAGAUUAUUUGCAGGGGAUAAACAUUCCCCUUGAUGUGUGAUUUGUCCCACAACAAACAGACCGGUUUGCUUCAACUGGGUGGUUGUUUAGGGCGGGGAAAGCACUGGGGGCAUCUACACUAUGGGGUUAAUACCGGUUUGACACCACUUUCACUACUUGUUCAAUUUCAUGGAAACCUGGAAGUUGUAAUUUUUACAAGACCUUUGCCUUCCUUGGCUGGAUGGAGUUUGUGCACCGCUUUCUCAAUGCAAUGGGAUCCUGGGAUUUGUAGAUUGGCAGAGAAGGCCAGAGACCUUGGGAAACUACAGCUCCCACAACUCCGUAGCAUGAAGCAUGGCAGGGAAAGUACCCUGAGACCGGUAUCUGCACCAUGGAGGAUGGCACACAGGUGGACCUGUUGUGCCAGGGGAACUUCCUGCCACUUGAAUGGGAUUGAAGCCAAUUGGGAAAUGACACAAGGAGAGGUUUGGCUGCAAGCCUGGCCCCAUCCUGCAGCCAGGAGCACCCUUCAGUCAAGGAGGCAAACCCGUUUGUCCGCUCCUGGGGAACUUGCCCUCGGCAGAGGACUCCUUCGGGGAGUUUCACUCCUUCCUGGCCUGGCUGGAGGUGACCCCUUGACCAUAAGUGUAUUGGGAAGUAAAGGCACCCAGGAGCCAUGGAGGCCAGUGGCACCACUUUGGCCCCUACGGACAGCACUGGACAAUGGGACGCCUUUCCCCAGAAGAACCUGGAGGCUGUGGACAUCGCUGUCUUGGUCCUGUACUUCGUCUUCGUCUUGGGCGUUGGGCUUUGGUCCAUGUGGAAGACCAAGCGGAGCACCGUGAAGGGCUACUUCCUAGCUGGAGGAGAGAUGGUCUGGUGGCCGGUGGGAGCUUCCCUGUUUGCCAGCAAUGUGGGCAGUGGGCACUUCAUCGGCUUGGCCGGCUCCGGGGCAGCGUCGGGCAUCGCAGCCACGGCCUACGAGUGGAAUGGCAUGUUCUGUGUCUUGGUGAUGGCCUGGCUGUUCCUUCCUAUCUACAUCGCAGCCGGGGUGACCACCAUGCCGGAGUACUUGCAGCGGCGCUUUGGCGGCAAACGGAUCCAGAUCUUCUUAGCCAUCCUCUACUUGUUUAUCUAUAUAUUCACCAAAAUCUCAGUCGACAUGUACGCGGGGGCCCUGUUCAUCCAGCAGGCCUUGCACUGGGACCUCUAUGUGGCGGUCAUCGGCUUGCUGGUCAUCACGGCUAUUUACACCGUGGCAGGUGGUCUGGCGGCGGUCAUCUAUACAGACACCCUGCAGACGGUCAUCAUGCUGGCCGGAGCACUGACCCUCAUGGGAUUCAGUUUUGCCAAAGUCGGAGGGCUGGAUGACUUGCAGAAGCGGUACUUCCAGGCGAUCACUACUAACCGGGACAAGAACAGCACUUGCGGGCUGCCCAGGGAGGACUCCUUCCACAUUUUCCGGGACCCGGUGACCUCCGACCUUCCCUGGCCAGGGGUCCUGGUGGGGAUGACCAUCCCUUCCCUGUGGUACUGGUGCACGGACCAGGUCAUUGUGCAGAGGUCCCUGGCGGCCAAGAGCCUGCCCCACGCCAAAGGGGGGGCUCUCUUGGCCUCCUACCUGAAGAUCCUGCCGCUCUUCAUGAUGGUCUUCCCUGGCAUGAUCAGCCGCAUCCUCUUCCCAGAUCUGGUUGCCUGCGCCGAUCCGGAAAUCUGCCGACGCAUCUGCAACAACCCUGCCGGCUGCUCCGACAUCGCCUAUCCCAAGCUGGUCAUUGAGCUCCUGCCGAUCGGGCUGCGGGGGCUGAUGAUGUCGGUGAUGGUGGCCGCCCUGAUGUCCUCCUUGACCUCCAUCUUCAACAGCGCCAGCACCAUCUUCACCAUGGACCUCUGGCGCCACUUCCGGCCUCUCUCCUCCGAAUGGGAGCUCAUGGUCGUUGGCAGGGUGUUUGUGCUGCUGCUGGUGGCCAUCUCCAUCCUGUGGAUCCCGCUGGUACAGGCCAGCCAAGGCGGACAGCUCUUCAUCUACAUCCAGACCAUCAGCUCUUACUUGCAACCUCCAGUUGCCGUGGUCUUCAUCCUGGGCUGCUUCUGGAAGCGGACCAAUGAAAAAGGCGCCUUCUGUGGCCUGACGGUGGGCAUGGUCAUGGGGGUCAUCCGAAUGGUCCUGGACUUUGUCUUCCUGCCUCCACAAUGCGGGGAGCCAGACCAGCGUCCAGCGGUGGUCAAAGACGUCCACUACCUCUACUUCUCCAUGAUCCUGAGCCUGGUCUCGCUGCUGGUGGUGGUGGCUGUCAGCCUCUGGACGGAGCCCCCGCCCCAGGAAAGGAUCAGCCGCCUGACCUGGUUCACCCGCAAGGACCUUCCCAGGAAGAAGGACGUCCCCAUUCCAUCCGCAGGCCCCAUUGAGGACAUCCAAGCAACACAUCUCCCUCCUCCCCCUCUUCCUCCAGUCCAGUUUGAGGUCAGCGAUGGUCCGGAAAAGACUGGCAACAAGAGCCGUUGUAAGGGGUCCUCAAGGUUGGUGGCGCUGCUACUGUGGGUCUGUGGGAUGGAGCGGCAGGACGCAGCACCUUCGGGGCCCAAAGUGGAGGUGGCCUUGGCCUCUAAUGAAGAAGAGAAGGAAGCACCGGCUGUCAAGCACAUCCUCAACGUCAACCUGAUCCUGUGCCUCAGCGCCGGGGUCUUCCUUUGGGCCUACUUUGCGUAGGGAAGAAGACUUUAUGGGAUUUUUAGUUCUAUUCGCUAUAGCAGUGAACGCCAAAAGUCAGCUGCAACCUGAACGGAGACAGACCUCUGUUUGGCAAAGUACAUGCUUUGCCUUAAAUCCGCAUCUUGCAUCAAGCUUUGUUUAUUGGUGGAUGAUGGGCUCGGUUUGCAAAUGGGGAUGAUGGGUUAUGUUAUUUCCCAUUAUCCAUUAAAGCAGGCAUGGGCCAACUUCAGCCCUCCAGGUGUUUUGGACUCCAACUCCCACAAUUCCUAACAGCCGGUAGGCUGUUAG
This is a messenger RNA of Anolis sagrei ordinatus, 3023 nucleotides long. RefSeq names its product solute carrier family 5 member 11 (gene SLC5A11). Gene Ontology annotation, molecular function: D-glucose:sodium symporter activity. Lineage: Eukaryota; Metazoa; Chordata; Lepidosauria; Squamata; Anolidae. The record is from RefSeq and is a predicted model, not a curated record. Gene Ontology annotation, biological process: transmembrane transport. Gene Ontology annotation, cellular component: plasma membrane.